UUGAACACAUUCAAAUCCCACGGGGCCAAUAAUAGAGAAAUCCCAAGAUUCUGGGGCUUUGAUAGAAUUGAAUCAAUAUAUAUAUAUAUACGGCGUUUCGAGCAAAUUAAUCAUUAGUUCUCGUGAAGUUGGCAAGAGGCUCCUCCUUGCACUCUUUCUUCAUCUGAGAGAGAGGGGUGACACCCAAAAAGCUAGGGUUCUUAAAUUUGAUACUGAAUCAGUUUUAGAGUUAGGGAAAUAGAAGCUGAGGGAGUGCGUUUGGGUGUAGGCACUCUCCAUUGUUCUCUUUUUUGGUUUUUGGUGUACAAGGAAUUAGCCAUCAUGCAACGUUGCCAAGAUCAGAGGAUUCAUCUUGGUGAACUGAAAGGGCAUAUUGUGAAGAAGAUUGGUGUUGAAAGAUCUAAAAAGUAUUUUUACUACCUAAGUAGGUUUCUGUGUCAUAAGCUUGCAAAGAGGGAGUUUGAUAAGUCAUGUUUCAGGGUGUUAGGGAGGGAGAAUCUCUCUCUACACAACCAGCUGAUCCGUUCCAUCCUGAGAAACGCAACUGUCUCCAAGUCCCCACCAACAGUUCAAGAUCUGGCCAGGCCUGUUCAGAGUGGAGGAGAUGGAUCUUUAGUCCCUAACCAUAAUAAUCAGAAUGGUCCUGUUCUGUCCAACGGGAAGGUUGAACAUAUGUUGCAACAGCCAGUUUGUAGUAAUGUCGGUUUAGGAAACGGUGAUUUGAGUCGGUUUGAUGAUCAAAUAUCAGGCAGAUAUGGAAGAGAAGGUGAGUUUCUUGGCCCAAGUAAAAAUCUUGGAGCUGUAAAUGUAUCAGUGAGUAGUCCUCUGGUCGCACCUCUAGGGAUUCAGUUUUGUUCAGCUAGUGUCGGUGGUAGAACGGUUCCUGUUUCAACCGUAGUGAGUUGCUUACCGGAGACAGAGAUGGUGAGGAAAAGGAUGGAGAGUAUUGCAGUAGCACAUGGUCUUGAAGGUGUUUCGAUGGAGUGUGCUAAUACGUUGAAUGCCAUGUUGGACGUUUAUCUCAAGAAGCUGAUCAAAUCUUGCACUGAUUUGGUCGGAGCUCGGUCCACCAAGCAGCAGAGUCAGAACAGUUUGCAAGAUCAUCAUUACUCUGUGUCACUGCUUGAUUUUAGAACGGCCAUGGAGUUAAAUCCACAACAGCUUGGCGAAAACUGGCCUACUCUCCGAGAGAGAAUAUCCGUGAGGUCUUUCGAGGAACAAGACUUGGAGGUGUGAAAGAAAAUAUUGGACAUGGUAGAUAAUGUCUGAGUCCAGCAUGCUCUCGUCCAAAAGGGGGAAAGAGAGUGAAGUUAUGAUCCUGCAGCAGCAGAAGAAGACUCAGAGA
This is a messenger RNA of Brassica oleracea var. oleracea, 1345 nucleotides long. RefSeq lists its product as uncharacterized. Gene Ontology annotation, biological process: regulation of transcription by RNA polymerase II. Gene Ontology annotation, molecular function: transcription coactivator activity. NCBI's taxonomy places the organism in Eukaryota, Viridiplantae, Streptophyta, Magnoliopsida, Brassicales, Brassicaceae. The record is from RefSeq and is a predicted model, not a curated record. The coding region runs from base 322 to 1236 and encodes 304 amino acids. The transcript has 2 exons. Gene Ontology annotation, cellular component: SAGA complex.